ACUUGUUGGCCACCCAUGGCGGCCGCCAUCGACCUCCGCCCCCGCCCCCGCCCCCGCUUCGUCCGCGUAUUUCCCGCCCCGCCUCGCCAACACUCCCUCUCUCUCUCGCCUCGCCCUCGUACCCUUCUCCUCCGUUGUUCCUCCUCCCCCGUAAGCGCCGCAGUUACCAAGCCCCCCCAACCCCAAGAGUUCAUCGUCGUCACCUUCUAUAAGUUCGUGCCCGUCCAGGACCCCCGCGCCGAAGUGGCCAGACACCUCCACUUCCUCCAGGGACGCGACUUACAUGGCCGCAUUUACAUGAAUGAGCAGGGAAUCAAUGCCCAGUACAGUGGUCCACAUAAAGAUGCAAUAGCAUAUGCAGAUUGGCUUAGAAAAGACCAUCGAUUUCAUGAUCUACUUGUCCAAACCUCUCCAUCGUUAUGUGGGCAUGCUUUUCCUCGGCUGAAACUGCGGUACAAACCAUCGCUUGUUCAGUUGGAAGGAGGUUGUUCACAUCUUCCUUUGGUGGACCCUAGCAUGCGGGCGACACCAUUGACUCCAUCGGAAUGGAGGGAAAGACUUGAAGCUAGAAAAUGCCUUGAUGCGUCAUUGAGUGAAGCAGCCGGAGAUACCUCUGGAAAGAAGCUUUUGCUCCUCGAUGUCAGGAAUGAUUACGAAUGGGAUAUUGGGCAUUUUCAAGGAGCUCAGCGGCCUAAUGUGGACUGCUUCAGGAGCACUUCCUUUGGGCUCUCUGAGUCAGAGCAGGAGAUGGAUUCUUCGGAUCCACUAAAUGGUAUAGACAAAGAGAAUACGGAUAUACUAAUGUACUGCACUGGGGGCAUAAGAUGUGAUAUGUAUUCAACGAUUCUUCGGAAGAAGGGCUUCCGGAACCUGUAUACAUUGAAGGGAGGAGUGUCCAAUUAUCUGAAGGAGGAGGGCUCUGCAGGGUGGGUGGGGAAUUUGUUCGUCUUUGAUGGACGGCUCUCCCUGCCACCGGUAACUUUCAAGCCUGUAGCGGGAGCAGCAGCUGCUGCUGCUGAUGAUGAUGAGGGGAGAAACAGAAGCAGUUCAGAGCUGGGGAGAUGCUAUGCAUGCGGGUCGGAGGUGGUCGAGUUGAGGCACCGGAACUGCGCAAACAUCGACUGCAACCGGCUUUACCUGUGCUGCCGGCGGUGCGUGGGGGAGCUGAGAGGGUGCUGCUGCCAGAUCUGCACGGCGGCGCCUCGCCUGCGACCGCUGCUGCCACCACACCAGAGAUACCAGAAGUGGCAUCACUACCGCCAUCUGGACCUGGGAGCACCAUCAUCCUAGCUUUCAUUCGCACCUAAUUUUGCACUGCUUACUGCCAUAUCGAUGGAUGGAUUGUAUUUUUCCUUUAGCUUUGAGGUGCUUGUGCAGCUAACGACCUUUUUUUUUCUGUUUAUGUUUAUAUUCCAAAAUUUAAAUUUUUAAUAUUAAA
Messenger RNA from Oryza brachyantha (malo sina), 1438 nucleotides. RefSeq names its product rhodanese-like domain-containing protein 8, chloroplastic. NCBI's taxonomy places the organism in Eukaryota, Viridiplantae, Streptophyta, Magnoliopsida, Poales, Poaceae. The transcript is spliced from 8 exons. The record is from RefSeq and is a predicted model, not a curated record. Bases 16 to 1290 code for a protein of 424 amino acids.